UCUAAAACACACGCCGCAAGCUAGCUAGUUCGAUCGAACACACAACGCCAGGCUUCCAAAGAAAACUAACUAGCUAGAGAGAAGCUAGGUCGUCGGCACCGGCGAGGGUCGAUCUCACAUUUGACGCCGGCUGACUGGCCGGCCGACCGAUGUCGUCCAUGGACUGCGCGAUCCAUGUGGUGCUGGGGGUGGUCAUGCGGAGGAGCAUCUGCCGGCUGCACGAAGUCGUCGCCAUGGCCGUGGAGCUCGGCACGGCGCUGCUCGUGGCCGUGCGGUUCUCCGGCAUGGCCUUCCGCCGCACGAGAGCCCCGACUCAGGUGGUCUCGGGGUCGACUCACUAUUACUACUACGCCCCCGUGGCGGCCUCCAUGGUUGGCAUGUCCAGGCUCGACAGGCACUAGUCACCGGUGAGCUACACCCCUCUGGAUUCGAUGUCUAAUCAAUCGUGUUUUCUUUAUUUUGUGAGUAAUAAUGAAAUUCAGUGCUUGAUUAGCUACAUACACACACGUGCACUGUAUAUUAAGCAAUAUAUGUGUUCAUCAUGAUAUCGACAUAGUAAUUGAUCACUCUCGCAUGCAUUUGAGAGCAAUAUGGUGGUGAUUAAUUGGAUCUUUGUCAGGUGCCCACUUUUGUGAUGACUCAGGGGUCCAUUUGUGUUUCUUUCUUUGCUUGCUAGCUCAUUUUUGUUUUGAGGAUUCAUGAUUCACUAUUAUGUAAUUAAGUGUAAAUGGUAACUAAGCCUAUAAUCCUCCAGUAGUUUAUAGAAUACAUAUAGCAGAUAUGAGAUAUCAGAAGCAGAAUCGAGAGAGAACAGACAAGAAUUAGUUACUCUGAAAUCUGGAUACAGCA
Messenger RNA from Triticum urartu, 849 nucleotides. Lineage: Eukaryota; Viridiplantae; Streptophyta; Magnoliopsida; Poales; Poaceae. The record is from RefSeq and is a predicted model, not a curated record.